Messenger RNA from Morone saxatilis (striped sea-bass), 3625 nucleotides. RefSeq names its product natural resistance-associated macrophage protein 2-like. The record is from RefSeq and is a predicted model, not a curated record. Gene Ontology annotation, biological process: metal ion transport. Gene Ontology annotation, cellular component: plasma membrane. NCBI's taxonomy places the organism in Eukaryota, Metazoa, Chordata, Actinopteri, Moronidae. The transcript has 16 exons. Gene Ontology annotation, molecular function: cadmium ion transmembrane transporter activity; iron ion transmembrane transporter activity; manganese ion transmembrane transporter activity. Bases 270 to 2030 code for a protein of 586 amino acids.
AACAGGAGCGACAACGGGUCCACUUGUUAAACAUUCCUGUUGUUGUGUGACUUUGUCUUCAGGUAGUUUCCCCUUCCUCCCCCCUCCCUCCCUUACCUGUCAGGUGAGUCCACCUUCAGUCCGGUCCAACCUGCCCGGAUGUUCCUGCUCCAUGAAGCUCAGAGGAAACAGGGAAGCGAGCAGAGAGAGAGAAUGAAUCAUAUCACCGGUUGAUGCUGUGAAUGAGUGUGACCCGGUUCGGUUGAGUUCGGUUUCUGUAUCAGGAGAAGAUGUUUUCCUUCCUGCGCUCAGUCAGAGACCCCCCUCCUGAGAACAUCCACAUCUCCUCGCUGCCUCCCAGUUUUCCCACAGAUCAGCAGCAGCAACCGACGGGAGGACGAGCUGAUGACCUGGUGGAAGAGAAAGCAGUGAUCCAGACCACACACACACACGAAGUCUCGGCCCCCUCGGUCUUCCUCCAGAAACACAAUAAUGAACCUGUUUCCAGCACUUACUUCGACCAGAGGGUCCCUGUUCCCGAGGAGGACAGCGAGUGGGGGAUUAGUCUCCGUAAACUGUGGGCCUUCACUGGGCCGGGGUUUCUGAUGAGCAUAGCCUACCUGGACCCAGGUAACAUCGAGUCUGAUCUGCAGUCUGGUGCUAAAGCUGGCUUCAAGCUCCUCUGGGUGCUGCUGGGAGCCACCAUCAUCGGCCUGCUGCUGCAGCGUCUGGCGGCUCGGCUGGGCGUCGUCACCGGGAUGCACCUGGCUGAAGUCUGCAACCGCCAGUACCGCACUGUGCCUCGUGUCAUCCUGUGGUUGAUGGUGGAGCUGGCAAUCAUUGGCUCGGACAUGCAGGAGGUCAUCGGCUGUGCCAUCGCUUUCAACCUUCUCUCCUCUGGCAGGAUCCCGUUGUGGGCUGGCGUCCUCAUCACCAUCAUCGACACCUUCGUCUUUCUCUUCUUGGACAAGUAUGGCCUGAGGAAGCUGGAAGCCUUCUUUGGUGUGCUCAUCACUGUCAUGGCCAUCACCUUUGGAUAUGAGUAUGUGACGGUGAGGCCAGACCAAGGCGAGCUACUGAAGGGGAUGUUUGUGCCGUACUGCGAGGGCUGCGGGCCCGUUCAGCUGGCUCAGGCCGUCGGCAUCGUGGGAGCCGUCAUCAUGCCUCACAACAUUUACCUCCACUCUGCUCUUGUCAAGUCUCGAGAAGUAGAUCGGUCGAAAAGGAAAGAAGUGAAAGAGGCCAACAAAUACUUCUUCAUCGAGGCGACCAUCGCACUGUUCGUCUCCUUCCUCAUCAACGUGUUUGUGGUGGCUGUUUUCGCCGAGGCUUUCUAUGGACGCACCAACGAAGAGGUGCACACUGUCUGCAAUCAAUCUGGAAGUCCUCAUUCAUCUCUGUUCCCUCUGAACAAUGAAACUCUAGAGGUGGACAUCUACAAAGGGGGAGUGGUGCUCGGCUGCUUCUUUGGCCCGGCCGCGCUCUACAUCUGGGCCGUGGGGAUCCUUGCAGCUGGUCAGAGCUCCACCAUGACCGGCACGUACUCCGGUCAGUUCGUCAUGGAGGGUUUCUUGAACCUGCGCUGGUCGCGCUUUGCUCGAGUGUUGCUGACCCGCUCCCUCGCCAUCACUCCCACCCUGCUGGUUGCCAUCUUCCAGGACGUGCGGCACCUGACGGGCAUGAACGACUUCCUCAAUGUGCUGCAGAGCAUGCAGUUGCCAUUUGCCCUCAUUCCCAUCCUCACCUUCACCAGUUUGCCAUCUCUCAUGAAUGAGUUUGCCAACGGAUUGGUGUCUAAGAUCGGAGGAGGGCUGGUGAUCUUGCUCGUGUGUGCCAUCAACAUGUACUUCGUUGUGGUCUACGUGACAACACUCAACAGUGUGUGGCUGUAUGUGCUGGCAACGUUCUUCUCCAUAGCAUACCUGACAUUUGUGGGAUAUCUGGUGUGGUUGUGUCUAAUAGCUCUGGGAGUGUCCUGCCUCGAUCCGUCCACCAGGAGAGCCAACGACACGACGGUUCUCCUCGAGCAGCAGCUGGAGUUCAACUCCUGAAUCCAACGUGUGUUUGAGUGGACGUUUUAAGGAGCAGCUGUGACUGACCCUUUUUUUAAAAGUCACACUCUAAUUAAUGAUUAUACAAAACUAGUAUGGACGAUAUGGCCUAGAAUUAUUUAUUUUCAUAUUUUUCUUCUGAAGUAUAUAAAAAUCUAUUUUUUCCUACAUUUUUGCUCAAAUCAACAUGUGCCUUUAAUGUGACAUGAGCCUCCCGUCUGCUGUAGCUGCAGUAGCAACAGUGUUUGAAACUCCACCGCCUCCUGCUGCCACUUUCAGAAGGAGGGGGGACGCAGGGCCGGAAAUGGCCCCCCAGGCCGGCAGUUGGAGACCUCUGGUUUAUAGAUAUGUCAACAGUUUCUUUGUCUGUUGAUGUUUAACAGACUGUCUGUAGAGUAUCUGUGAUAAUUCAUGAACAUGUUUGUGUGUGUAAAAUCAGAAAACAUGUUGAAUCUCAACUGAUGAGCUGUUGAAAUGUUACAAAUACUCUAUAACAGUCUCCAAGUACCACCAGUAUGACUGAGGUUAAACACAGUACCGUACGCCGACCCUAAUCAGCUGCAGACUGUUCACACAGCAGGCAGGUUUAUUCCUAAUAAUAAGAUUAUCUAUUGUUGUUGAAUCCUGAACGGAACCGGUUCAAGAACCAGAGCUAAUGUUGUGUUAAAGGGUUCCUCCUGGUCCAGACUUCUCCUCCCAGUAGUCCCAGUUUGGAGCCACGAUUGCUGCGUUUAUGAACCAUUAAUUUAACCUCCGCUCACUAUCUGACCGUUUAAAUGACAUUUCAAGUAGUUUUAUUAGAAAUCUUGUAUUAUUUUGACAGUGUUAUAUGUUUUUUAAUGACAUUUUUAAAUAAUAAUUGAGAGAUUCCUCAGUGUAACCACUAGAGGCAGCACAUGUACCACCAGUGCCACACGUACCACAGUUUGAGAACCGGUUCUCUACAAACUAUCUGUAGGCGGACUAUCCAAGUGAAGUGUUAUUCAAUGUUUGUGCCGUCUCCUGUGCAGUCUCUCUGUUGGCCACAGGGAGGCAGUGCAGGCCACACAGGAGACCCCCUCACAUACAGUAACAGCACCAGAACCAUGCAACACAACAACAACACAUUAAAUGACACGGUGUGUUACAUCAUGUUUCAUGUGUUGCUCCCGGCUGCACACACACACACACACACACAGAAACAAGCAUUAUGGUAUGAAACAGAUAGGAAGAGGUUUCACUGGGACAUCUCAGUGUGUACGUUUAUGUCUGACAUGCCUGUGGUGUGUCUGAGGAGCUGCAACUAUUGUGUAACUGCGAGCAAGCACUGCUGGUUUCAGUGCUCGAAUUCCUGUCCUGAAGUGCUUCAGCCUCUGCUAACCGAGGAGAGGCGGAUGGACAGGUUUUUCUUUGCAUUGUGGCGGGGAACUUUUUUUUUCUCUCCCUGUCAUGGAGGGAGAGUUAUGUAAGAAGCGAGAGUCUUCCCACCGCCCCUCUCUGUUUUUGUUUUUCUCAAUGAGCCAAUGUCUCCCUGCCUAGGCCUCACAGCCUGUCCAGUAGGCCCCUUUCCUGGAAACAUAGCCUAGCAGAGGCCACUGAGGGGCAGGCCUGCAAGG